UCAUUGUGCCUUCUUCACAGCUCAAAACAAAUCAUCAAAAUGGUGUCAGACUUCAGAAAGAAGAAGCUCCUCCACGUCUUCAAUGCAUUCUUUGACACCAACGGCAGUGGAAGCAUUGAUAAGAAGGAUUUCGAACUGGCCAUUGAGAAGAUUUCCGCGCUUCGUGGAUGGAAAGCAGGAGAUGCCAAGUAUAAGGAGACUCAGGAGACUUUGCUAAAGAUCUGGGAUGGUCUGCAGAGUCGCGCUGAUGCUGAUAAUGACGGACAAGUCUCGUUUGAUGAGUGGGUGGCCAUGUGGGAUGACUUCGCCAAGAAUCCGUCUUCUGCUCUGGAGUGGCAGAACCUUUACUCCAAAUUCAUCUUCCAGCUAGAAGAUGCGAGCAAUGACGGCUCCAUCGAUAGCGAGGAGUUCUCUUCAGUCUACGUUUCCUUUGGUCUGAACAAGGCUGAGUCAGUUGAAGCCUUCAAGAAGAUGGCAAAGGGUAAGGACAAUGUGUCCUGGGAUGAGUUCCAGGGCCUAUGGAAGGAAUACUUUGCCUCCGAAGACCAGAACGCCGCCGGUAACUUCAUCUUUGGUAAAACUAGCUUCUGAACUGACAAAUAUAUUUAUUCGUGUAAAGUGAUGGACUGUGAUUUUGAUGUUUUGUAUGGAGCUGUGUUAAGAACUUGACUGAUGUAAUUAUACUGUAUUCAAUAUUU
Messenger RNA from Leguminivora glycinivorella, 698 nucleotides. RefSeq names its product calexcitin-2-like. Gene Ontology annotation, molecular function: calcium ion binding. The record is from RefSeq and is a predicted model, not a curated record. The coding region runs from base 40 to 591 and encodes 183 amino acids. The transcript has a single exon. NCBI's taxonomy places the organism in Eukaryota, Metazoa, Arthropoda, Insecta, Lepidoptera, Tortricidae.